AUGGAAGACAAGGGAAUGUUCGAGAAGGCCAAGGACAAGAUGGGCGACAUGAAGGACUCGGUGAAGGACACCGCCCAGAGCGCCAAGGAAAAGAUGACCGGCACGGCGCACGAGACCAGAGAGAAGGCGGGCGACAUGGCCGCCAACGCUCGGGAUGCGACGAAGGACAAGAUGAAUGCUGCCGGUGAGUUGUAGCGAGUGGUCCUGGGAGGGCUUUUGUAACAGCCUGCAGUAACCAUAGUACUAGCCUAUACUAGCCUAUAGUAGUAGCUAUAGGCUCGAUAUAGUCUAUGGUAACUAUAGUACUAGCCAGACUAAAUACAAGCUAGUAUCAAGCAUGUGGCGGCCCGUGUGGCCUGUGGCAUCUAUUUAUAUUUUAUAACGUCCUCUAAUUUAUUCUGAUCUUUCAGGCGACAAAAUGAGAGGCAAGUAA
Bursaphelenchus xylophilus (pine wood nematode) is the source of this 433-nucleotide messenger RNA. The record is from the annotation of a GenBank genome assembly. Lineage: Eukaryota; Metazoa; Nematoda; Chromadorea; Rhabditida; Aphelenchoididae.